AUGACUACCAUCAUUUCCAAAAAGCGCAAGUUUGUCGCCGAUGGUGUUUUCUAUGCCGAAUUGAACGAGUUCCUUCAACGUGAGCUUGCAGAAGAAGGUUAUGCUGGAGUAGAGGUUCGUGUCACUCCUGCUCGUACCGAGAUUGUUAUCCGUGCUACUCGUACCCAGAACGUUCUUGGUGAAAAGGGUCGUCGUAUUCGUGAGCUUACUUCGAUUGUUCAGAAGCGCUUCAACUACCCCGAGAAUACCGUUGAACUCUACGCCGAAAAGGUCAACAACCGUGGUCUUAGCGCUGUUGCACAGGCAGAGUCUCUUCGCUACAAGCUACUCGGUGGUCUUGCAGUUCGUCGUGCUUGCUAUGGUGUUGUUCGAUUUGUUAUGGAGUCUGGUGCCAAGGGAUGCGAAGUCGUCAUUUCUGGCAAACUCCGUGCUGCUCGUGCCAAGUCAAUGAAGUUUGUUGACGGAUUCAUGAUCCACUCUGGUCAGCCUGCAAAGGAAUACAUUGACUAUGCCGUUCGUCACGUUCUGCUUCGUCAGGGUGUUCUUGGUAUCAAGGUCAAGAUUAUGCAAGAAUGGGAUCCAUCUGGAAAGACUGGACCCAAGAAGCCUCUUCCCGAUCUUGUUACCAUCCUUGAGCCCAAGGAUGAUGAACCCACACCUGUUCCCGUCUCUGUCUCCACUGCUGCACCAGCUGUUGCAGAGGCUGUUGCACCAGUUGUGUAA
Messenger RNA from Batrachochytrium dendrobatidis JAM81, 723 nucleotides. RefSeq names its product ribosomal 40S subunit protein S3. The record is from RefSeq and is a predicted model, not a curated record. Gene Ontology annotation, molecular function: structural constituent of ribosome; RNA binding. Gene Ontology annotation, cellular component: cytosolic small ribosomal subunit; nucleus. The coding region runs from base 1 to 723 and encodes 240 amino acids. The transcript is spliced from 4 exons. NCBI's taxonomy places the organism in Eukaryota, Fungi, Chytridiomycota, Chytridiomycetes, Rhizophydiales. Gene Ontology annotation, biological process: translation.